AGCAACAAACAGCGCCACGUCGCGGUUUCUCCGCCGCCGCUUGGGGAGGCGCUCGUUCACGACACAACGGCUCAGCAAAUGCUGUCUAGCCAAUAGUCAUGUCACAUCCUCUAUCAACGGACGCUUUCGAACUGCGCAGGUGGCCGUAAGAAUUAGCGCAGGACCGAAUGCGGGCAGCAGCGUGCGUGCUCUGUAGGCGCUGCGCUUCUUCAAGUGCAAAGAGGACAUAUUACGACGUGCUGGAGGUGAGCCCGAGGGCAAAGCAGAACGAAAUCAAAGCUGCCUACUAUAGGCUGUCGAUGAGGUACCACCCCGACAAAAACAAGGGUAGCAGCAGCGAGCGCUUCCAGGAGAUCACCACUGCGUACGACACGCUCUCGAACGAAUCCUUGCGGGCGCACUACGACGACAAGAUUAUGGGUGGCUCCCCGCAGCAGGGCCUUCACGCGAAGAAACCGGCAAGGCGUGCACCGAUGAGCGGCCGGUCGCAAAUAUACAACUUUGACGAAUUUUAUCGGCAGCACUACGGGGACGCUGUCAAGUCUUACCAGUGGCGCAGGAAGAAGUUCGAGGACGUGAUGCGAGAGGAGGAGAUGCAAAUUAGGCAAGGCAAAGACGCGGGUGUGACCGUGGCACUGUUUGCAGUCGUUGCCCUUGCGUUGUUCGGCGUGCACGUGUGGGAGAAAAUGCACGACAAGCCUUCUUCGCCACCCUCCCAAAAGGGGAAAUAAACACUUUUAUUUCUUACACAUCUUCAAGUGCAGAGUUUGGUUUGUACAGUAAGGUGUGCGGUGACGAUAUGAGAUUGGAACGGCGCUUGGAAUUUCGAGACGACCUUCUCACGGGAGUCAUCACGGCAACACUCGACGUGCACUGUCUGCCAUGGAUCCUGCAAAGGAAGAGGCAGUAAGCACGACUGGACGACAGCACACCAGAACUGCCUACUUACUGAUUCAGGCUAGGCUUCUCGUACACCUUGUAGUCGAUAAUUGUUGAUGCGAACACGUUUUCUGUUGACA
This is a messenger RNA of Rhipicephalus microplus (southern cattle tick), 1019 nucleotides long. RefSeq names its product dnaJ homolog subfamily C member 30, mitochondrial. Lineage: Eukaryota; Metazoa; Arthropoda; Arachnida; Ixodida; Ixodidae. The record is from RefSeq and is a predicted model, not a curated record.